This is a messenger RNA of Juglans regia (Persian walnut), 627 nucleotides long. Its product is annotated as DNA damage-repair/toleration protein DRT100-like. The transcript has a single exon. The record is from RefSeq and is a predicted model, not a curated record. Gene Ontology annotation, molecular function: protein binding. Bases 1 to 627 code for a protein of 208 amino acids. NCBI's taxonomy places the organism in Eukaryota, Viridiplantae, Streptophyta, Magnoliopsida, Fagales, Juglandaceae.
AUGUUACAAGCUUUGUCCCUUGGAGCUAAUAAACUAGAGGGUCAGAUCCCAUCUGAUCUUUGUCAUCUAAAGAGCUUGUAUAUGUUGUUUCUAUAUAGCAAUAAGCUUUUUGGACAUAUUCCAACAUGCAUAAGCAAUCUAACUUCCCUAGGAUAUCUCUACUUAGAAUUCAACCAAUUAACUUCCACGAUUCCUUUGAGCUUGUGGAGCCUUACAAAUCUCUUGGAGGUUGACCUGUCAUCCAAUUCAUUAACUGGCAUUCUUUCAUUAGAGAUUGGAGAUAUGAAAGCCAUGGGGAUAUUGAAUCUAUCAAGAAAUCAACUAUUAGGGAAUAUCCCAAGAACAAUUAGUGGCCUUAUACAUCUAACUAAUCUCUCUUUAGCAGUCAAUCAACUAGAAGGUUCAAUUCCAGAGUCUUUUGGCGAGUUGUUAAGUUUGGAGAGCUUAGAUCUUUCCUACAACAAUUUAUCUGGAAGAAUUCCCAAGUCCUUAGAAGCACUUUUAUACCUCAAGUAUUUAAAUGUCUCUUUCAAUAAUCUACGAGGGAAAAUUCCAAUAGGAGGACCAUUUGUACACUUCUGGUUUGCUUCAUUUAUCUCAAAUGAUGCGCUUUGUGGUGCUCCUUGA